Molecule: messenger RNA, 1710 nt
Organism: Cryptomeria japonica (Japanese cedar)
Lineage: Eukaryota; Viridiplantae; Streptophyta; Pinopsida; Cupressales; Cupressaceae
Product: mitogen-activated protein kinase kinase kinase 2-like
Exons: 1
Coding region: 1-1710 (569 amino acids)
Biological process (GO): protein phosphorylation
Molecular function (GO): ATP binding; protein kinase activity
Source: RefSeq, a predicted model, not a curated record
AUGAGAAUAGAGAAGCAAAUGAAGGGAGGGAAAGAAUGGGUUCGUGGUGGAAUUAUAGGAGCCGGGGCUUUUGGUACUGUCAGUCUAGGUAUAUGCAAGUCCAAUGCCCAACUCUUUGCUGUCAAGUCCGCCACCACUUCAAUUUCGACUUUGGAGAAUGAAUACAACAUUCUCAAGUCCUUGGACUCUCCAUAUGUUGUGCGAUGCCUGGGCAAGGAGUACACCACAGAGAAUCGUCAGAGUAUUUAUAACUUGUUUAUGGAAUACAUGGCAGGGGGCAGUAUUGGGGAUCUAUUGACUAAGUUUGGAGGACAGUUGGAUGAGUCAGUGAUAAGAUGUUACACCCGAGGCAUCCUACUUGGCAUCCAGUACCUCCACAGGCAGGGAAUUGUUCACUGUGACAUCAAGGGAAAGAACAUUCUUGUGGGUUCCAACGGUGUGAAGCUUGCUGACCUUGGUUCUGCUAAGAGAAUUGGCGGUGAAGAGGACAAGGAACUGAGAUGUCAAUUGCGUGGAACUCCUCUGUGGAUGGCUCCUGAGGUUGUGAAGCAGGUGGAACAGGGGCCUGCUUCUGAUAUCUGGUCUCUUGGAUGCACUGUGAUUGAGAUGAGCACUGGAAAACCUCCAUGGGGCAGCAAUUUGCAUCCCUUCACUGCGAUGUAUAGGAUUGGCUUCAGUGAAGAGCUUCCUGAGAUACCUCAAUAUCUCUCAACAGAAGGCAAGGAUUUUUUGGAGAAAUGCUUAAGAAGAGAUCCCAGACAGAGGUGGUCUUGUGAGCAGUUGUUGGCUCAUCCCUUCGUCAGUGAGGAGUCUCCUGUCCUCAAGGAAAGCCCACUUAGGGGACCUCAAUCUUUGGUCAAAGGAACUUUGGAUUUGGAAGAGUCCGAUUCCUGCUCUUCUAUUGAUUCUUCUGGUUCUCCCAUCUUGGCAUUACCUAGGAAUUUGUCAACGAAUAGGGAGGCAAAUGAAGGGGCAUGUGAUAGAGACGAAAGAAUGCCCUGCCAGAAGAGUCCUUCUCCCAAAGAUCGGCUUAUGAAAUUAGCUGGAGGUGGCAAAUUCAAGGGAUUUGUGGAGAAAGGUAAUAAUUGGUUUGCAGAUCCCCUCCCUGAUCGGUGGAUUGUUGUAAGGUCCCCAGAACAAUUGAAGUCCUUCAAAUCAGUUGAACCUUUUCAAAUGUUGUUUUCCAAGGAGGUUCCUUCUACGCAGGUCGAAGUAGAUUGCACUUCAAUUACAGAAUCUAGUGAUUACUCGGAAUCAGAGACUUAUAGGUCGUUUUGUGGCAGAGAGGUUGCCCGAACUGAGUAUGCACUUUGUAAAGUCGAGCAUGCUAAUUACUUGCAUAAAGAUAUCUACGAAACCAUGGAUGUGAGUGACUCUGGACCUUGGAAAACAGAGCCGGUCAUAUUUGACUCUUGGACGUUUUCCAGCCAAGUGUUUAGAAACUGCCAAGUUGAGCCAAAUUGCUGCUCCUGGACUAUUACAUGCAUAGAGAAGUACUAUGUUGCAUUGAAGUGCCGUCCGCAUUGCAAUAGUAAAGUGUAUAAAUCCAAUUCUAAUUGUUUUUCAAAAAUAAUCCUCAUUAACUUUAAUUGCCCAACAAUGAGUCUCCAGAAUUCUUGGACAACUAGGCUUAUUAUUUUCUCAUUCUCGGACAACAUAACUACAAUAUUGAUUCACAUUGUCGAUUUUAAGAACUUAAAUCAGAAGUGA